This is a messenger RNA of Closterium sp. NIES-65, 2214 nucleotides long. The record is from the annotation of a GenBank genome assembly. NCBI's taxonomy places the organism in Eukaryota, Viridiplantae, Streptophyta, Zygnematophyceae, Desmidiales, Closteriaceae.
AUGACAUUGGCGGAGACUCUAAGAGAAUCCGUUCAGUCUGCUAGCGGAUCUACGGCCAGAGAAGCAGCCGCGAAUGCGGGAUGCGAGAGUCAUGGAGUCUCACAAAAGGAUAACGGCUCCACCGCCGUGAUUCCCGCUGAAGCAGCAGCGGAAGUUGCGAUGAGCGGCUCGAGCGCUCCAUGUUUUCGACAAAUUCGACAUCACCUCCAUCGCGCCGCGCAUCCUGCUCGCCCGUGCUUUCCCCCACCUUCCCCUCAUCGCUUCCCCUCUCCCACUCCCCCACCUUCCCCUCAUCGUUUCCCCUCUCCCACUCCCCCACCUUUCCCUCCUCCCUUACUUCCAUCCCUCCCACGCUUCCGCUUCUCCCAAGGCUCAAUGUUUUUCGACCAAUUCAACGUCAGCUCCAUCGCGCCGCUCCUUCCGUCCUUCGCCAAACUUUUCCGCCUGCCCGAAACGUCCUCAACACUUCUCCUCGCGGGCCGGUCCACAUCCGCCAUUCUCUUUGCGCUGCCCGCCUGCCCGCUGCUCUCCUGCGUCACCACGUUUUGCGGGCUAACGGUCACUUUGCUGCUCUACGCCGCGACGCUCGUGCUGCUCGCGUAUCCCGCAGGGCCGCUGUGGCUGGCCGGAGCGCUAAUGCUACAGGGUAUAUGCACGCAGCUUGUGCGCGCCGGCGCGCUUUCAUUCGCCACACACGCGCACAGCCCUUCUGCGCUCCCUUCUCCUUCCCCUUCCGCAUCCGCUUCCGCCUCCGCUUGCGCCUCCCCGCACGCCUCCCCCACCUCCGCCGCCGCCUCCGCACAGAAGCUUCCGCAGGUGCUUCCGGGGGAAGAUGGCGCACUCUCCCCGCAUCCCUCCGACCUCGUUCCCGCGCUAGCCGCUGCGCCCGCCACCGCAGGGGAAAAACCGGAAUCCGUCACGUCUGCAUCAUCCCAACAGGGAAAAGCCGGCGCCGCCACCGCCGCCGCCGCCGAAGCACCAAAGACCGCAGCGGCGGCGCUUGGAGGGCGCGAGCUGCUGUUCGGCGCGGUCGCGAUGCUGUUCGCGUGGGCGGCGGUGGGCUCAGUCGCUGGCCCCGUUACAAUGACAUUCCUGUUCCAGUUCGGUUCGCCGUCCCUCCCGUUCCUCUUCUCCCUCGGGAUUGACGCCGCGCUGUUGUUCCUCCUGCUCUUCGUCCUCCCCUGCUGCUGCGGCGGCCGGCGCCGCAAUAAAGUCGCUGACGUGGAAAGUGUAGCUUCUGCUGUAGCUGCUGCGAAGGCGAAAGACGGUUCUGGAAAAGCUUAUAUCGAGUACAAUGGUACUAUAAGCGGGGGUAGUAUUACGGAAGCGCCAUUGGCAGAUAGCUUGCCGACGUGGCAGCUACAGGUGUCAGAGCAGGAGCGGCCCGUCGUGUACCGAGGCGCGCCCAUCUUCGCCAUUCCUUCCAGAAGCUCCUCCCUCACGCGCUCCACGUCAGCACGGUCCUCAUCCAGGUCAGCGGCGGCAGACGUGCCCCUAUCUCCCAUGGGAUCCUUGGAAAGAGGGCAUGUGGAAAUCGGGGUUCUAGGCCAGCCCUCAGCCGUCGAUCCCACCAAACCCAAGCAACACCGCCCGAAUCAACGGCUGUCAGCGCUCCGUCUCUUCGCCACGAUGCUCACAGACGGCACCUCUGCCACCCUGCUCGCCCUCACCUUCCUGCAAACCCUCUCCAACGGGCUCCUAGAGGUCACCGUCUCGUUCUUUCUAGAUAACACCUGCGACCACUCCCCAUCCGAGAUCGGCAUUUCCAUGGGAAUCAACGGCGCUUCUUACGCGCUCUUCUCUCUCCUCUUCGGUGGUUACCUCAUCCGGAAACUGGGUCCCCCCGCUACAAUCACGCUCGGGGCCGCCACACUCGCCGCGACGCUCCCUCUCCUGGUCAUCCCGGGGGUGUCAUGCCAGCUGCACGUUUUAUACCCGUUAAUAGCUCUCACAGGAGUGGCGUACUCGUUAGUGGAGUUCCCCAGCCUGCCGUGUAUAAUCCAGGCGUUGGACAAGCGGGCGGCAGCUGGGGAAGGCUCGUCUGACGUGGCGCUUGCAGUGGGGAUGUUUAAUUUGGCGUAUACUGCGGGGUAUGCUUCAGGGCCACUGCUGUCUGCGCUGCUGGGUGUGUGGCUGAAGGCCUGGCAAAAAAUGGCGGUUAUAUCGGGUGCGUUCGUGUUGCUGCUGCCGUUCCUCUGCUGCAUGCGGAGAUGA